Diatraea saccharalis (sugarcane borer) is the source of this 3750-nucleotide messenger RNA. NCBI's taxonomy places the organism in Eukaryota, Metazoa, Arthropoda, Insecta, Lepidoptera, Crambidae. The record is from the annotation of a GenBank genome assembly.
GAAAAUUAUUGAAAAGGAAUUACGAUAUUUUUCUUUCUAAUUUUUUUUCAUAAGAGGCUGCAGAAUAAGAUGUUGUUGGAGCGAUGGUUGUUGUGAUUAGUAAAGUGAAUGUAAAAAUAACAUUAACUAGUUAUUUUUUGUUAACAUCUUGACAAUCUGAAAUAAUAAUGCCUUGAAAAAUGAACGGAUUUAAUGAAAAAUUGGAAGCUAAAGUUGCCGAACGCAAUGAACGUGCCAAAAAGCUUUAUCGAUAUUUGACUGAUGUAGCCCGACGUAUUGGCGAAUCAACAACAACAUGUAAUAGCGUUACCGAUCUUUACACCAUACAUAUGGAAUUGCAAAGGCAAAAAUUAAGGGAUAAUUGUGAGAAAUUACUUUUUUUAGAUCCAAUAAACUCCGGAAAAAAGUCCCUUGAGCUUCUUUGGAGAAAAGUUUAUUAUGAACCUGUAUGUAUUGCCAAAAAGAUAAGAGAAAAGGCAGAUAUUGAAAAUGACAGUUCAGAUCUGUAUACUCACAUUAUCUGUGGGAUUGGUCACUUCCAUCAUAUUUUAACAAGAAUACAGUCUGAAAUGAAUGUCAAAUGUAAUGAUUUAGAUUUUACCAUCCUAAAUGAAGACGAGGAAUCUGAAGAACUUAAACAUGCAACCAUCAGUGAAGAGUUACAGUUUGCUAAAUCAGCAUUACAUUUGUGUUUAAUAUAUCUAGGUGAUUUAUGCCGCUAUCAAGUGGAAAUUUUUCAAUCGAAUCAUCUGUCAGUGGCUGCUCGUUAUUAUCUCCAAGCAGCACAAAUAGAAUUAUCAUCUGGGAUGCCUUACAAUCAGUUAGGAAAUCUAUAUUUGGAUAAAAAUUAUAAUUUGGAUUCUGUCUGUUACUAUAUUCAUUGCUUAACUUGUGAAACACCAUUUAGCGGUUCAUUGGGAAAUUUAAUAAAAAUAUUUGAAAAAAACAACCAGUUUUAUGAGACUUUACAAAAUACUGAAAAUUCUACUCAGACAGAACACAUUCAAAAUACAAUUGCAAACUUUUUGUCCUUAAUUGAAAUAUGGUAUUUUGCAAAAAAUGAUACUAAUAUUUCACAGAGAUGUAGUCUUAUUAUACAUCAGCUCAAAGUGUCAAUGGAUUUUUUAAAACCUACCUUGCCUGACAUAAAUAAAAACUAUACAGAAUACAUACAAGUCAUUGAAGAAGAAAGUGUAACUCCAUCAUAUCUAAAUGCUAAUCUCGUCAAUAAGAUUGUACAGAUUUGUUUGUUCACUCUUGCAAAAAUGAGUGAGUCAGAUGAAGUAAAAGCAUUUGCAUGUAAAGCGUUUACACUUGCAUUGUUAUCUCAACUUUUACAAAAGUUUCUUAAAGAACUUGAAGCAAUGGGGUUAAAAAAUCCUGCUGCUAAAUAUAAGCCCAAAGUGCCUGUUAAUAAUAAUUCAAAUAUUAGUGAAGAUAAAUUAGAUAUUUCAGAAGAACAUGACAAUAAAUCUGAUACAAAGGAAGCAACAUCUGAUAAACCUCAUGUUGCUCUGACAACAACUGAAAAAAAUGCAGAGAAAUUGCAAAAUGGGGAACAUAAAAAUAUGAAAAAAAUAUCUAAAAGAAGACGCCGGAGGAGAAUUGCAUCAUCGGGUAGUUCAGAUACAAGUAAUAUAGAAACCGAGAGUAGUGAGGGUGAUACAGAUGAGUCUAGUAUAGAAGAAGAUGAUCUUUCAGAGUCCACUUAUCAAUCUGAAGAUGACUCUAAGAGUGAAGUCUCUGAGCUAGAUGGUUCUGAUAUUGAUGAUGUAAAUGAGAAGCAAAAUGGUUAUAUUAACAAAACUGAAGCAGAUCAGAUAAAUGAAGACAAGGAAAAUGAUGGAGCAGCUGUGACAGGUCAUUUGUUAGAUAGUAAAAGUAUUAAAGAUCCACAAUUAAAUGAAAAUGAAAUACAAAAUUUCUUGCUUGGAAAUAAUUUCUUGUGCAGUAUAAAAUUACUUCAAGAUUGGAUUCUUACCGAAAAAGAGCUCAUUUUGUCUUGUGGGAAUAGUGGCGAAGCUCUAUUUCAGUGUGUGGUUGAUCUUUUGAAUAUUCUAACAUAUUAUUUCAACCCUAAAUUGAAAGGGUCAAAUGAAAUUAAAGAUUGCAAAGUACUAGAAUAUGCUAAACAUGUUGCUAGAAAUCUUAAACUAGAACACAAAUCAAUACCAUUGCCUGAGGAUGUAAAUUUACGUGGUACUACUUUAUGUAAAUUUGACAAACAUGCUGCCGAAUGGCAGAUAUUAGACAGAUUUAAACCAUCAAUUUAUGAAGAAAACAUUAUAAGAAUACUUAAUUUCAUUGAUUUUGGAAAUCAAAUUGCAAAACUUGUUCCAAGGAUUCGUCUUAACAGAUCAAUGAAAAUAUUUUAUAUAAAAAAAAAUCAUCCUCCAAAAAUUAAUACUAAAGUGAAUCACAAAAGAAGUAGAGAAUGGCAUAACUCAAAAAAACAACAGGUAAGUUCUCAUUACUCAACUAAUUAAGUGAUAAAAAAAAUGAUUGAUUGAAAUGAUAUUCAAUUUCAGUUUAUUUAAUAAGCAGGUCUAAGUUUUACAAAGUAUUGUCUUUAUUGUACUCAUAAUGUUAAAUAUAUUGUAGGAAACAAGUGAAGGUGGAUUGUUGCGUCGCCUGGGCAAGUUAUGGUUAGCGUCGCAGGUGCGAGAGCUGGAAAGAAGCGGUCACGCAGCGGUGCCGGCACUACUCGCGCUCGAUACUGCCGCCCUCAACCAACAUCUACGCCGCGUUAAACAACUGCUGCGUGCCAGAAACUUCAUUCUCCUCAUACCCACUGUUGUGCUUCAAGAGCUCGACGAGUUGAAACGUGAACAAAGCAGCGCUCGUGACGCUAUACGCUGGCUGGAAACUCAACUGAGGAGUGGAUCACGAUUUUUAAAAGCGCAACGACCUGGUCAGUCACGCCCUCUACCGCUUCUCAAAUACCCGCGCAAAGCCCCGCCAUAUGUACACAACUACAUUCAGAUAUUAGAAUUUUGUAACCACUUCAUCGAUGACGAAAAACAAACUCAAGGAGGUAAUGGAGAUCCCGAGAAUACAAUACCAGGAAAAACUGCUCCUCUGCUCGUUUUGCUUGUAGGAAACGAACCUGGUAGUACUGAAGAGCAAUAUAAAGAGUUUAGCUUGACUGGCACAGCCCAAGCUGCCGGAAUUUCAAUCCAAAAUAUCGGAGAAUUUUACGCAAAAUGGCGACAUGCGGUUCAUAAAAACGGAAAGAAAAGAUGAGAUUUUUUGAACGCAUUCGGGAUUUGACAGUGCCGAAAGGAAAAGACAGACGCUUUGCUUUCGGGGACAAAUUGAACCAUCUCGUUCAGAGCAUAAUUUGGCAUUUUGUGAGCUUGCCAUAUCAGUGUUACAAUAUAACACGAUAUUUAAUGUCAAAGAUAUUAAAAUUUAACUGAAUGUUUAACUCCCAAGUAUUUCAGGCUAAUCCUGUCCUGAUUACAAGAUUAAGCGAGUUUACCGCCAUCAUAUCUCUCAUAAUUUUAUGUUUAUUUCAUUACAUUACAAUCGUUUAAUUACUUUUUUUUUUGCUAUUCAUGUUAUUUUUAAUGGGUGUCGCUUUCAUUAUUUCAUGUACCUUUUAAUAAUUGGUUAUAAUAAAUCAUUAUAUAUUGUACAACUAUUCACCGGGAUGAGUAUGUCUAGAUAUACUUCUAACAGGGUGCUUAUUUUGUCUGUAAAGUUUAAUUUCCAUUCUUGAAAUAAAUGUUAUCAUAUUACGGAAGUUUU